AUGCUUGACCCCGGUCAAAAUGAUUUACAAGGACUAUGUUUGGAAUUUCGAAGUGCAGCAGAAGUGUGCUAUCACGUUGGAGUGUUUAUCGCACGCUCCUCCAUUAACAUCGUCAAACUCAACUUAAUUUGCAUUUCACUCACUGCUGUUAUUCAGACGUCCUUCGCUACGCUAAUAUUCUUUACUGCAAUAAACGCUUUCAUUCCCCACUUUGGUAUUGUGUGUGUUGUGAUGUUCAUAGUAGGCAUAGUUGGUGGAUGUAACUAUGCGAAUACAUUCUAUCACAUUCACAGAAAGGUGGAUCCAACGAUUCGCGAGUUUGCCUUGUCGACUGUCACUUUUGCAGAUACCAUUGGUAUCCUUGCAGCAGCUAUGGCCGCUAUUCCAAUACAUAAUUGGAUUUGCGCCAUGCCAUGGUAUGGCUAG
This is a messenger RNA of Strongylus vulgaris, 426 nucleotides long. The record is from the annotation of a GenBank genome assembly. Lineage: Eukaryota; Metazoa; Nematoda; Chromadorea; Rhabditida; Strongylidae.